This is a messenger RNA of Centropristis striata (black sea bass), 6440 nucleotides long. RefSeq names its product polymerase (DNA directed), gamma (gene polg). Gene Ontology annotation, biological process: mitochondrial DNA replication. Gene Ontology annotation, molecular function: 3'-5' exonuclease activity; DNA-directed DNA polymerase activity; DNA binding. The record is from RefSeq and is a predicted model, not a curated record. The transcript has 23 exons. Lineage: Eukaryota; Metazoa; Chordata; Actinopteri; Perciformes; Serranidae. Gene Ontology annotation, cellular component: gamma DNA polymerase complex; mitochondrion. Bases 563 to 4156 code for a protein of 1197 amino acids.
AAUAUGCUCCUUAUCGCAUGGCAGUUAAGAUAACUGUCGAUAACUGGUCCACAUAUUUUGCUCAAGGAAAAACUGCGGUGGCAUACAUUCGAAGGGAUUCAAAAGAGCGACCGCGGCAGGACUCGAACCUGCAAUCUUCUGAUCCGAAGUCAGACGCCUUAUCCAUUAGGCCACGCGGCCACGACAUGAUGAUAGCUGGUGCACAUUAUCUUUUUAACACUGCGAUAGACAAUGUUCAUUUUCAAUAUGUGAAGUACUUUUGCAUGAGACGUUACGAAUUAUCUACUGCUGCCCGUUUUGAAAAAGUACGGUAGCGUGUUUUGGGGAAUUUCAUCAAAUCAUUUGUUUGUAUUGCUAAAAAUCCGAUGCAGUCAUCCGGACCACUUGGUGUCGCUAACGCUUCGUCUUGCUUUUGUUAGUUUAACAGCCCCGUGUGUUGACAUCACAUGCUAAGUUACCAACUUCAUUUUUUAUGGAGCGAUUUAACACAUUAUUUGGUUGAUUACUUUAACGUUUUGUCUCAUAACACAGACCGGCGCUAGUGUGAAGUCCCCAUGAGGUGAUGUUGCAUCUGUGGCGCUGUCCUCUGCAGAGAACUCUCAUUUCUCUACAAUGGAGGUGUCUGCGCUCCCUCUACUCCACCAAGCCUCACUCUCUUCAGGGCAACGACUCCACAGAGACCCGCCUGAACCCCCUUAACAUUCAGAUGCUGUCAAAGAACCUCCACGAGCAGAUAUUUCGAGGAGUGGAGCCAGAGUACAGAGAGGACGAUGUGGAGCGCAGCAUUCAGCACCUGCAGAAACAUCAGCUUUGGGGGAAGGAAGCGUCACUGUUGCCUGAAGUGGAGCUGAAGCUUCCCCCGAUGUAUGGCAAAAAUAUUGAUGAGCACUUUCGUACCUUGGCUGAGAAGCAGAGUCUUCCCUAUCUUGAGGCUGCCACCAAGCUGCAACUGGCUGAGCUCCCUCCCAUGCCUCAGGAAUGGAGCUGGGAGGUUGGCUGGACGCGCUAUGGGCCCAGUGGGGAGAGUCAGAAGAUUGAUUUCCCAGAAGAGUCAGCACUGGUGUUUGAUGUGGAGGUGUGCAUGACUGAAGGAAGGUGUCCCACACUGGCUGUCGCUGUGUCUCCCACUAACUGGUACUCCUGGUGCAGUAAGCGUCUGAUUGAAGAGCGUUACUCCUGGUCAAACCAGCUGACCCUAGCUGACCUCAUCCCCUUGGAGACACCUAUCAACUCUGCCCGCUCACCAGGGGGUCAGUGGAAGGAGAGGCUUAUAAUAGGCCAUAAUGUCAGUUUUGACCGAUCUUUCAUUAAGGAACAAUACUUACUAAAGGGUUCUAAGAUGCGCUUCAUGGACACCAUGAGUUUACACAUGGCCAUCUCCGGACUGACUGGGUUCCAGCGCAUACUGUGGAUGGCCAAUAAGCUGGGUAAAAACAGGGGUCUUCAGGAGGUCAAGCAGCACAUUAAGAAAACUGGACAGAAAAAUGAGGGUCCAAUGAUUGGCUCUUGGGACUGGGUUAAUAUUAGCAGCAUUAAUAACCUGGCUGAUGUCCAUGCUCUGUAUGUGGGAGGGCCGCCACUGCAGAAAGAGGCCAGAGAGACAUUUGUUAAGGGCAGCAUGACGGAUGUCAGAAACAAAUUCCAGGAGUUAAUGCAGUACUGUGCCAUGGAUGUGGUGGCCACACAUCAAGUCUUCACAGAACAGCUUCCCCUCUUCAUGGAAAGGUGCCCUCAUCCAGUGACGUUUGCAGGAAUGCUGGAGAUGGGUGUUAGCUACCUUCCUGUCAAUCAAAACUGGGGGCGCUACCUGGAAGAUUCUCAGGACAUUUACGAAGAGCUCCAGAGAGAGAUGAAGAAGUCUAUGAUGACUCUAGCAGACGACGCCUGCCAGCUGCUUCAGGAUGACAGAUACAAGGAAGAUCCCUGGCUUUGGGAUCUUGAGUGGGAUGUGCAGGAGUUCAAGCUAAAGAAAGUAGCAGUCAGCAAGAAGAAAAAGUCGAAAGAAGCAGCUGAAACAAAAGUUGCUACUCCUCUUCCGGACUGGGAAGAAGACCCAGGUCCACCCUCUGAAGAGGAGAUGGCUGGCCCCUCCCCCAGCAGGCUGGCUGUGGAGAAGCUGAAGGAAACAGUCAAUCGACUUCCUAAAAGAAGGCAACACCUGCCUGCACAUCCAGGGUGGUAUCGUAAGCUGUGUGAGAAGAUGUCUGAGGAUGACAGCUGGUCACCUGGAGCCAGCCUCAUCAGUCUACAGGUGAGAGUGACUCCUAAGCUGAUGGGUCUGAUGUGGGAUGGUUUCCCCCUGCAUUACACAGAGAAACAUGGGUGGGGCUACCUGGUACCAGGACGCAGGGACAACCUGGUGUCUGAGGAGGACAAUACAGGGCCUGUGUGCCCACACAGAGCUAUCGAGAGAGUUUACAGGGAGUACUGUGAGCAGAACAGCAAAGCGCGACCUGAAUAUGUAGAUUGCGAUUCCUCAGAUGACCUCAUGUUGACAGACAACGGAGUGUGGGCAAAGGCGGAGGAGUUAGAUUCCCUGGAGAGACUGACUGAGGACAACGGAGUCAGAAUGAUGAAAAAUGGAGGGAGGAAGAAAAACGGGUUUCAAGAUCCACAUUCUGUACCAGAAGAGAGUCACUGCCCGCAUCACCAUGGAAACGGCCCCUACAAUGAUGUAGAUUUCCCAGGCUGCUGGUUUUUCAAAUUACCUCAUAAGGAUGGUAACAGCAACAAUGUUGGCAGUCCUUUUUCAAAAGACUUCCUGUCCAAGAUGGAGGAUGGUACUCUCAGGGCUGGACGUGGUGGAACCAAUGCGACACGAGCUCUUGAGAUCAACAAAAUGAUGUCCUUCUGGAGGAAUGCCCAUAAACGUAUAAGCUCUCAGAUGGUGCUGUGGCUGCGAAAGGGAGAGCUUCCUCGUUUUGUCAGCAGACACAAAGAGUUCAAUGAGGAGGGCCAGUAUGGUGCCAUAUUACCUCAAGUUGUCACCGCUGGAACGGUAACACGCAGGGCUGUGGAGCCAACGUGGCUGACUGCUAGUAACGCACGGCGGGACCGGGUAGGCAGUGAGCUGAAGGCCAUGGUGCAGGUACCGCCUGGAUAUCACCUGGUGGGAGCAGAUGUAGACUCCCAAGAGUUGUGGAUCGCUGCUGUGCUUGGAGAGGCUCACUUUGCUGGCAUGCACGGUUGUACAGCUUUUGGCUGGAUGACCCUUCAGGGAAAGAAGAGUCAAGGCACGGACCUGCACAGCCGCACUGCUGAUACUGUGGGCAUCAGCCGAGAGCAUGCUAAGGUGUUCAACUAUGGACGCAUUUAUGGAGCAGGACAACCGUUUGCAGAGAGGCUGCUAAUGCAGUUCAACCACCGCCUCAGCCAAAUAGAAGCUUCCAGUAAGGCCAAACAGAUGUACGCCUUAACAAAGGGCAUCCGCAGAUACCAUUUGUCAGAGGAGGGUGAGUGGCUGGUCAAUGAACUGGAUAUAGAUGUGGAGAGGGAAGAAAAUGGAAGUGUCACCCUGCAGGAGUUGCGCAGGAUCAGUAGACUGGCGGCACAGAGCUCUCGGAGGAAGAGGUGGGAUCUGGUCGACAAGCGUCUAUGGGCUGGAGGUACAGAGUCGGACAUGUUCAACAAGCUGGAGAGUAUUGCUCAUUCAGCUGAGCCAGCCACUCCUGUUCUAGGCUGCAGGAUUAGCAGAGCGCUGGAGCCCAAAGCAGUAAGGAAUGAGUUUAUCACGAGCAGAGUGAACUGGGUGGUCCAGAGUUCUGCAGUGGACUAUCUACAUCUGAUGCUGGUGGCUAUGAAGUGGCUCUUUGAGGAGCACGACAUCGGUGGUCGUUUCUGCAUCAGCAUCCAUGAUGAGGUGCGGUACCUUGUCCACAGUGAGGACUGUUACAGAGCAGCGCUGGCACUUCAGAUCACAAACCUGCUGACCAGGAGUAUGUUCGCCCAUGCGUUAGGAAUGCAGGACCUUCCCCAGUCCGUGGCUUUCUUCAGUGCAGUUGACAUUGACCAGUGUCUGAGGAAGGAGGUCCACAUGGACUGUGUGACACCCUCAAACCCCAUGGGCCUGGAAAGACGAUACGGCCUACCACCUGGUGAGGCUUUGGACAUUUACCAGAUCCUUGACAUCACUAAAGGCUCUCUGUACAGAAGAUAGCAGUUGGUGGACCGACCUACUGUUAUUGAGAACAGCACAUCAAAGGCAGCAGCCAGGGCGCUGUUUGCAGGAGGUCAAGAUCUGGAAAUGUGUGAAUCACACAAAGGAGCUCACUGUUUCCUCUUCUUCUUUUUGGGUUCUGGUGUCUCCUCUGCAUCCUGUGACUCUGUGGUCUGAAAGAGAAAUAAGAAACAGAUGCUAAGAUUUCAGCCAGUAGGAGACUACUGGACUGGAGAGAGUUCAAGGGAAUCAAAUAUUCAAAGCAGUACAGAUGCAUUCAAAACAUCACACAUGGGGAAACAUCUGAAUCUUUACUGAUGAAUGUAAUCAGGUAAAGGAGGAGGAUAAAAACAACUGCACUGUGACCGUGGAAGGGAAGACAUACUGCUACAGUAUGAGAUGGCUCUUACCUCCUGACUGUCGUCCUGCUCCUGCAGGGCUGCGUCCAGAGUGGCAGCGUUGAUGCGGAAAUCUCUUGAGGUGCUCAGCUUCAUGUACUGCAUCAGAUUUACCUGGAAAAACACAUUAGUGUUAGUGAAAAACUUCUAACACAGUACUAUCAGCGUUCAGUUAGCUUUCUGUGUUUUGCUCAGUGUUUGGUUUCACAAGUCUCUUUAUGUAUUUUGACAAAAAUAUGUUGUUCUGUUAUCUACCUCAAGCAAUCCAAUUUACACUAGCAUCCUCCCCUGAAAAUAUGUUUCAAUCAAGGAAACUGCAUUCUGAGUUAUGUUUUAAGGGAAACAUUUUCAUCUAGAUUACAGUUGCAGUUUUAAACAUGGAGUUAACAUGAAAUUAUCCCAGUUUAGUAAGGUUAAGGCAAGAAAACAUUGUGGUUAUGUUUAAUUCAAGAUCAUGGUUUGGGAUAAAAUUAGUGUUUGUUGCGUAAAAACGUCAACUUUUGGUUUCAGGCCAAUGCGAAUGAUGGUUUCCUAGCUGAAAGUGGUGUUUUUGUUUGACGCAUUCAUCCCAACAUCCACAAAUAUGACAAACAAAUGUAAUCUGGUAGAAAAUACAUUUCCCUAAGUAAGAUCAUUGACAGUGCAUUGCAUGGGAAUGCAAUGCACUGCAUGGGAAUGUCAUUUUUAGGAGACAAGGCUGUUCACACAUACCUUUGAUUUCUUUGAGAGUGUGAUGAGGAACUUCUCAUACUGCUCAAUACUGAAGAUCACAUUAGGGAUGGCUGUUGUCUCACGCAGAAGUUUUGCCUGGCAAGUAAAAUAAAAAAACACAUUCUAAAUUGAUUCCUUUCAAAUCCAAUUUGUUUGAAGUUUCUGAUUGUACAGUGCAUCUAUUCAUGUUUAUUGAUGAAAUACAUUUCCUUACAGAGGCAGCCGUGUUGACUUCAUUCCUUCUCUUUUUCUUCUUGUCAUCUGCACCUCCACUACUCAAUUCUCCAUUCUGAUAGAGAAAACACAUUUUCAAAACAUCAACACUCCCUCUUGAGGCUGAAUUUACUCAAACAACAGUCAUAAUGAGAGUUGAUCUUAAACCUGGCGCUUUGGUCGGGUCUAGUCUACAAAACUGGACUGAGCCGUACCUGUGCAUAUGUGAUGAAAGAGUAGCACUGUGGUGUUAGAUGAGAGCCUGACAGUUUGACCUGCACAGUAAAAACACUCUGUUAGCUUGACAUCAGAAGUACUAGAAGUUUUAAAAAGAGAAACAAUUCUGCAGACUCACCAGUUUCUCGAAGCGUGCUGGCAGUGCACCGUGCUGGCUGGAACACACCUGGAUGUACUAAAAAAAACAAAAAAUAAAUGAAUGUCACAGGAGACAAACGUUUUACUGACAUCACAGAGUGGACAGAUACGCACGUAUUUGACCAGGGUGGUGAGGAUGGUGUAUGUGCGACUCAGCUCUCUCAGCAGUGUAAUGGUGCAGGUGCCAGGCAGCAGGGCCGUCUGGACCAGCUCAUUUAAUGCCGUCAAAAGGGUCCCGAGCUGCAGCGUCACUGCUUUCUCGAUUGGAUCCUGCUGGCCUGCAGUCUGGGUGGCCUCCCCUACACAUCAGAAAUGUAACGUCACAUCUGUUACCCCUGUUCACUUACAGAGGGUCAUUGCCUUUUCCUCCUUAUUAGCUAGGCGCCUAAUUUUAUUCAAGUGGAAGGCUGCCACUCCUCCAUCACAUCACCACUGGAUAAGGGACGUUAUGCAGAACCUUAAGAUGGAAAAGAUCAGAUGUACCCUCAACGGUUCCACUAACAGAUUCCACAAAACCUGGGACCCUCUAAUAACUUAUGUGAACAAUUUACCUGGCCUGGAACUGGAAUUCUGAAUGAUUACACCUA